AUGAUAUAUUCUUCUGGAAGAGAAUCAUACUUCAACUUGAACUCAACCUGGUAUGAUCCCUCAGGAUCCUGGCUGGACACCCGGCGCACACCCUUCCGCUACGGCUACAACACCUGCUCCUCGGGGUGCGACGGUGAAGGCGUGGAAGGCAUGAGAGGGCACAACUACCGGCAUUAUGGCUAUCGGCAGCCAGUGUGCUCUGAGAGAUGCCAUGGCUAUGCUGCAGCUGAUUCAUGCCACGGAGGGGGGGACUCGAGCUGUGUCAGGAGGCCCACGUACAGCUAUGGGUCAUCAGGGGGAUGUCACAGCUAUGGGAGGUCAGUCUGCUCUGAGAGGUGCCACGGAUCCUCAGAUUCAUGCCACGGAGGUGGCUCGAGCUGUGUCAGGAGGCCCACAUACACCUAUGGGUCAUCAGGAGGGUGCCAGAGCUACGGGAGGUCAGUCUGCUCCGAGACAUGUCACGGAUCAGGGUACCAGGGGGGGAAGCCAAGAUACAGCAAGCCAAGGCAGUGCAUCCAGCAGUGCUGCCCGACUUGUCCCCGUCCAGUGCAGACCUGUCCCCCUCCGGUGAAGACCUGUCCCCCUCCGAUGCAGCAAUGCUGUGUGCCUGUGACAAAGUGCAUCCCAAGACAGCAGCAAAAGCAGGUCUGCAAAGUGCCAGCCCGGAAGAUGAAGUAG
This is a messenger RNA of Eurypyga helias (sunbittern), 678 nucleotides long. RefSeq lists its product as uncharacterized. The record is from RefSeq and is a predicted model, not a curated record. Lineage: Eukaryota; Metazoa; Chordata; Aves; Eurypygiformes; Eurypygidae. The transcript is spliced from 2 exons. The coding region runs from base 1 to 678 and encodes 225 amino acids.